UUUAAAGCUUUACGGAAUGCCUUACCGACCAGCAAACUUUUACGAUGCAGAUCUCAAGAUAUGGAGAGGGGAUCAGGUUAAACACUAUUUCGACCCACAUCUGUCCAUGGGAGAGAUCAUCUUUCAGGAGAUGCGGCGUCACCCACAACUCAUUGCCCAGAUCUCGGCCACUGAGAACACAAUCUUGACCAGGGAGGAACUACAUGCCAACUCAAUGAAAGUGGCCAGCUAUAUGCGAUCCUUGGGUCUCCUUCAAUCCGAUGUGGUGGGCCUUAUAGGCAGGAAUACCACCCACAUGUCCGCCGUGGCAUAUGCCUGUUUCUUCAACGGAAUCGCCUUCCACUCGCUGAACAUUAACUAUGAGCGGAGCACCAUUGAAGAGCUAUUUAACAUAACCAAGCCACGCCUUAUUUUCUGCGAUGGAGAUGAGUUCAAGAAGAUGCAAGCUGCCACCGCAUCCCUAGAUGUGAAGAUCAUCACCAUGCGCAAUCAUCCAACGGAUUCCAUCAGUAUUCAUGAAGUGCUAACCACUCCCAUCGAGGAAAACUUUCAGCCGGCUCGCCUGGAGCAGGGCAACGAUCAGACACUGGCCAUACUCUGCUCCUCGGGCACAACUGGAAUACCAAAGGCUGUGACCAUUAACCAUAGCCGCCAGAUUUUGGCUGGCAACCAAUGUCUUACCACCAGCGACGUCCAGUACACCCACAGCACCCUCGACUGGAUCACCGGACUACUGAUCACCAUCACUUCCGGGGUGUUCAGCACAAAGCGCAUAAUAGCGGACAAUGUAUUCGAUCCCGCCUUCUUCAUACGACUCGUCGAGGAAUACAAGAUCACAUGGAUAAUUCAGCCUCCGUCGCACAUGGCCAUGAUAACAAACUCACUGGCUUUCCAGACAGCGGAUCUUUCAAGUGUCAGGUGUUACCUCUUCGGAGGAUCCCGGGCUUCGGUGGAGACACAGCAUCGUAUCAGGAAUCGUCUGAGCCGAGACUGCCUGCAAUUUGGAUACGGAUUUACGGAACUGGGAGCGAUGGCAUCCAUGAAUUUUCACUUCGAUGAGAAACCCAACUCAGUAGGUCGCCUGGUAAGUGGCGUCAAGCUGAAGAUAGUCUGCGAGCAGGGAGAAUCCCUCGGCCCCGAUGAGGUGGGGGAGGUGUGCAUUAACAAUGGCCAGCACUGGGCGGGAUACUAUGGCAAUCCGGAGGAGACCCGCAAGAUACGAGACCCGCAGCUGUGGUUCCACAGCGGUGACCUUGGGUACGUGGACGAUGACGGGUUUCUGUACAUUGUGGAGCGCAAAAAGGACAUGUUGAAGUAUCAGAAUAUCAUGUACUAUCCCAACGAUAUCGAACGAGUUAUCUCAGAGAUGCCAGAUGUGGCCGAGGUGUGUGUCUUUGGGGUAUGGGAUCAGAUCAAUGGAGACGAGGCCGCUGCUGCCGUGGUUAAGAAGCAGGGCAGCGAUCUCAAGGCCCAGGACAUUGUGGACUAUGUGAAGGAACAUAUUGAGGCCAAAUAUAAGCAGUUAAAUGGAGGAGCCAUCAUUGUGGAGGAUCUUGUGCGAUCGCCCAAUGGAAAAACGAACCGCAUGGCCACCAAGGCGUACUUCCUGGAAGUCAAGAACUCAAAGUAGAUCAAAGGUCUCAAAGAAAUCAGAAGAAAUACAUUGCAAUCCCAAGAUAUUUCAUAAAUUCUUAAGUUUAAGUAGUUAUACCUAUAGCAUAAAUAAAGAAAUCUAUAAAUUAAA
Molecule: messenger RNA, 1744 nt
Organism: Drosophila serrata
Lineage: Eukaryota; Metazoa; Arthropoda; Insecta; Diptera; Drosophilidae
Biological process (GO): long-chain fatty acid metabolic process; fatty-acyl-CoA biosynthetic process
Molecular function (GO): long-chain fatty acid-CoA ligase activity
Source: RefSeq, a predicted model, not a curated record